Vigna unguiculata (cowpea) is the source of this 1493-nucleotide messenger RNA. Its product is annotated as dof zinc finger protein DOF3.7-like. Lineage: Eukaryota; Viridiplantae; Streptophyta; Magnoliopsida; Fabales; Fabaceae. Gene Ontology annotation, biological process: regulation of DNA-templated transcription. The record is from RefSeq and is a predicted model, not a curated record. Gene Ontology annotation, molecular function: DNA-binding transcription factor activity; DNA binding.
UCUUUCUCUCUCUCAUAUAAUCUUCGUUGCUUUUUCUUUGUCUUUUCUCUCUGAAUUAUUCAUGGCUACCGUUCACUCGGCAAAACACGGUGGUUGGUUUUUUCUCUUGUCUUUUCCUUAAUGCACGACUUUGAGCUGUUCAUUCCGAGGUUUAGUUUGCUUAAAAGCUGACCCGAACAUGAAGUUCUAUUAGAGCUAAGAUUUGUUUGAAUCUUUAUUUUAAAUUUGUUGCUAUAUCUGGGAGAUGGUAUUCAAAGCAUAAGGAGGUUGAACCAGUGAGGAGACAUGGAAGAAAUAGGUCCAAGACCAUCAUCGUUAGAGAAGAAAGCAAAACCGCAAGAGCAAUUGAAUUGUCCAAGGUGCAGUUCAACGAACACAAAGUUCUGCUAUUACAACAAUUACAGCCUCACACAGCCAAGAUACUUCUGCAAGACUUGUAGAAGGUAUUGGACAGAAGGUGGUUCUCUCAGAAACGUCCCCGUUGGAGGUGGCUCCAGGAAGAACAAGAAGGCCACCUCAUCAAAGGUUCCUGAUUUGAAUCCACCAAGCCUCUCUUCAGUCUCCGCUAUUUCUUCCCAAAACCCUAAAAUGCAAGGAGUCCAUGACCUUAAUUUGGCUUUUCCUAUGGACAAGUAUCAUGGCAUGUCCCAAUAUGUUGAGAUGCCAAAACUUGAAAUUGGUGGUGACAAUACUAGUCACCACCAUAGCCCUUCUUCUGCUCCAACUUCUCUUUCACCAACAUAUGGCAUGUUGCCUAGGGGUUUGAAUCCUUAUGCUCCUAAUUCCUUCAUGCCAAGCUCAGAUUCACUUUACACACCGAUCUACCCCAUGCAAGAAAUUAAACCAAACCUUAGCUUUUCGGUUGAUGGGUUUGGAAAUAGAUCACACGGCGGGGUUCAAGAGAACGGUGGCGGCGGCAGGCUUUUGUUCCCUUUCGGAGACAUCAAGCACCUUUCUGCAGGUGUUGAAGUUGAACACAAUAAAGAACAAGGAAAUAAUCCAACUGGAUACUGGUCUGGAAUCAUCGGAGAAGGUUCAUCAUGGUAAUUAAGUAACGAAAAAGACAUGGAUCAAACCUGCAUUGUUUUCUUUCUUUUUAUCCUUUCUCACGUGAAUCGCUACGAUCUAUUUGUUUGAAGUUGUUCAGAUCACUAACAAUAGGAUACAUCUGGUUACUCUGUUCUGUAUACUACUGCUACGUUUGUAUGGGAGCAAUGUGAGGAUUUUGGUGCUUGUUUUUUCCAUUUAGACAGAGAGGUAGAUAGAAGAAGAGGUGAAUAUAGGGUCUAAUUUUGUUCAGGUCAUGCAAUAGCCUGUAUUCAGUAUUCUUCUGUCAGGAGUAGAUAUAUAUCACCUUUAUUGAUGUAUGCAUGGUUUCAAAGAUUUGGUCGAAAUGACUUUCGAUGAUUAAGGAAAGACUCGGAUACUCAUGUUUGUAACCAUAAUUAUACAUGUAUUUGAUUGAUUGUGUUGUGAUAGUGGUUUGUGUGAUC